Meloidogyne enterolobii is the source of this 1850-nucleotide messenger RNA. The record is from the annotation of a GenBank genome assembly. Lineage: Eukaryota; Metazoa; Nematoda; Chromadorea; Rhabditida; Meloidogynidae.
GAGAAAAAAAAAUUUUUUUUUCAAAAAAUUAAAAUCUGCUCAAUUUCAAAAAUGGUCAAAACAGAUGAUUAUAUGGAUAAUGGAUUGACAACACAAACACAAAAAUUUGAAGAACACUUGUUAAAUGAGGAAAUUAGGAAAAAUGAAAAUGUGCAUAAUCAUGAUUGGUUAACUUCUCCGAGAAGCAAAUCCACUGGAUUACCUGAAUAUGAAUCUGACGAGAAUCAACAAAAAACGGCCUCUCUUGACAGUGGAAGUCAUGAUGAUCGACGUAUUCGACGCCAAAUUGCUAAUUGUAAUGAGAGAAGGAGAAUGCAGUCAAUAAAUGCUGGGUUUCAAUCAUUACGUCAACUUUUACCUUCCAAAGAUGGGGACAAAAUGUCCAAAGCUUCCAUUUUGGCGGCCACAGCAGAUUUCAUUCAAAAUUUGUUACUUGAACGAGAUAAAUUGUUGGAAGAAAAUGCUGAGAGUGCUGCAAAGAGACGAAAAAUGAAUUUUGGAGAACAAAAUGGAGCACCAACAUUAGAUGAAUGUAUCAAAACAAUAGAAGAAUUGCGUAUUUUAUUACAAAAUGAGACUUAUUUAAGAAUGAAAUACGAAAAAGAAUUGUUUGAAUCUAAAGGAAAAACAUCAGAAAAUAAUUUAAAUGAAAGAACUUCCCCUUCUUCUAAAGGAACAAUUUCUACUAGUAAUUUAUUUUGUCAACAAUCGGUGAUUAAUAAUGCUAAUAAUAAUAAUUGUGUUGGUAUGGGAAAUGCUUCUCCUCAAAAUGAUGCUGUUAGGAUGACCAACAUUCUCUCUUCUUCACUUUUUUCUAUUGCCUCAACAGCCGGGGUUUCUAAUGCUGCUGUUGCUGCACAACAAUUAAUUAAAGCUGUUGUUGCUGCUGGAAAAGGAAUUAAUGAGAAUACUUACAAUAAUCAUUCAACUUCUCAAUUAAUUUUGGAGCAGCAAAAAUGUCAGCAAAUUCCAAACAAUUCUUCACAAUUAUUAAUUUCUCCAAAUAUCAAAAAUGAUCAUCAAACAGGAAUAACAAAUAAUUUGUUGGAUGUGACAAGUCCUAAUAGUAGUGGUGGUGGAGGAUUGAAUGCAUCACUUUCUAUUUCUCAAAGAAAUCUUCAGUCUCUUGUAUUGGCCAUUCGACAUCUUGAAGGCUCCAAUUAGGAAUUUAGAUAUAUUCGAGGACAAAAAAAACAGAAUUUUUUGUUGUUUUAAAAUAGAAAAGAGUUUGUUUUGUUGUUGUUAUUAAUUUUUAUUAAUUCCUUUUCUACAUGCCUCCUCCUCUUCUUCAAUUUUUGUUUUUGGUCUAUUUAUAUAUUUUUGUUUUUUAACCCGGUUUUUGUUGUUCUUUUUUUUAUUGUUUAUUUGUUGGUCAUGAAAAAAGUUUUUUAAUUUAAAAAUUUAAGAAAAAUUUUUUGUGACUGACAAAAAUUUUUAAAAAAAUUUCUUUAUAUUUUUUCAAUGAGCACAUUUUUAUUCAGACAUUCUCGCAGAUAAUAUUAUCUUUUGUAUUCCUCAUUGUUUUUAUUUGUAAAUUUGGUUAAUCACUUUAAUUAGGGUUGCUGGCCCAGUCCGGAAGAUCGAGUUGGACAUCGAAUUUUAGCACGAAAAUGACUCGGUCGGUCCGAUAAAAAUGAGACCCAAAAAAUGACUUGAGCGUCAGCCCGAACGAAAACGGCAACCCUAAUGUUAAUGUUGUUUUCAAGACUUCUAGUCGAAGAGAACAAAAAAAAUUUUUUCGAUUAACCAAACUUUUUUUUUCUUUGAUAAAAUAUCAAAGAAAACCCGCUGCCAAAUUGUUCUCAUUUUAUCAUUUGAAAAAAAAAGACUUUUUUUAUCUUUUUUGUGUA